Messenger RNA from Sinocyclocheilus anshuiensis, 646 nucleotides. RefSeq names its product P2Y purinoceptor 14-like. The transcript is spliced from 2 exons. NCBI's taxonomy places the organism in Eukaryota, Metazoa, Chordata, Actinopteri, Cypriniformes, Cyprinidae. Gene Ontology annotation, biological process: G protein-coupled receptor signaling pathway. Gene Ontology annotation, molecular function: G protein-coupled purinergic nucleotide receptor activity. Gene Ontology annotation, cellular component: membrane. The coding region runs from base 1 to 645 and encodes 214 amino acids. The record is from RefSeq and is a predicted model, not a curated record.
AUGAAAACAAAGGAAGUACGCAGCACCUUUGGCAUGUCUUCCUUUCUGCAGCGUGUUUCGGUAGCAAAGGGUCUCGCACUGCUAACUUGGGGCGUCAUGAUGUUCUUCAUGCUGCCGAACGCCAUAUUAUCCAACCAGCCCAUGCCUAAGGUUUUCUCCUGCAUGGCCCUGAAGAGUGACCUGGGUCAGCACUGGCACGAAAUGUCAGCCCACUUCAACGUUGGAAUCUUCUGGGUGGCGUUCCUGCUGAUGGUGUUUUGCUACACCUCCAUCGCCUAUCAUGUUUACCGCUCUUACAAACGCGUGCAGCAGGAGAGCAGUGUGGCGAGACGGCGGUCAAACCGAAGCAUCUUUAGCUUGCUGGCUGUUUUUGUCUUCUGCUUUGUUCCGUACCAUGUUUGUCGCGUGCCCUACACGCUUAGCCAAAGCCACAAGGAUGAUUUUAGCCCCUACAACCGCUUCAUUCUCUUCCAGAUCAAAGAAGCUACGCUCUUCCUCUCUGCCCUUAAUGUGUGUCUGGAUCCUGUCAUCUACUUUUUCAUGUGCAGGACAUUCAGAGAGUCGCUUUUGCAGAAGAUGUCAUCAGUAAACCGCGAAAACAGGAGGCCUUCAAUAGGCACUGGGCUCAGUAUCAGCAAUCUGUAAA